Messenger RNA from Wallemia mellicola CBS 633.66, 636 nucleotides. RefSeq lists its product as hypothetical. Bases 1 to 636 code for a protein of 211 amino acids. The record is from RefSeq and is a predicted model, not a curated record. Gene Ontology annotation, molecular function: 2-oxoglutarate-dependent dioxygenase activity. The transcript has 3 exons. Lineage: Eukaryota; Fungi; Basidiomycota; Wallemiomycetes; Wallemiales; Wallemiaceae.
AUGAAAUUCAAAGAUAUAUCUAGACUAUCAGCUGAUAAGUUCUUUAAUAAAAUACCUAAAAAUCCUGUUAUAGUAACUAAUUUAUUUACUCACCCGUGGCUAUCAGCCAGUCGGGGAUUACAAGACGAUUUCGAUUUAUUGAUAAGAGAUGAGUACACGGCUAAUUUGAUAGUGCCGAUAGAGAUACAACAGCCCGGUGUAGCGCUCUCCACAGACCAGAGGUUUGAAGUGCCAUUUGGCUUGUUCUACAAGUUAUUCAUACAGAAUGAGCAAAAAGACAAGAAAGGCUAUCUCGCCCAGUAUGAUCUGCUAUCGAAUAGCCCCUAUCUAUCUAAUUUGCUGCCUGUUAUACCACAUUUAAGAGAUCUUUACGCAAAAUCAAGCUCCUGGUUGGGUCCUGAGGGUACACUCACGCCAUUACAUAGAGACGCCAUCAGCGAUUCCAAUAUACUUUUACAGCUCGUAGGACAGAAAAGGGUGAAUAUCAUAGAUCCCAUGUACAGCAAUCUGUUAGAUCUACACCCGAGCAACUCGCCUUUACGCAAUUUUAGCAAGCAGUCAGCGGAAUAUCCUAAAGAAGGUGAUUUUAUAGUACACACAGCGAUAUUGGAACCAGAAGAGAAUCUUUCAGUGUAA